Molecule: messenger RNA, 2934 nt
Organism: Sitodiplosis mosellana (orange wheat blossom midge)
Lineage: Eukaryota; Metazoa; Arthropoda; Insecta; Diptera; Cecidomyiidae
Product: neprilysin-2-like
Exons: 10
Coding region: 634-2859 (741 amino acids)
Biological process (GO): protein processing
Cellular component (GO): plasma membrane
Molecular function (GO): metalloendopeptidase activity
Source: RefSeq, a predicted model, not a curated record
UACAUUCAUAUCCGCGAAUCUGUGUUCUAUUAAUCAGCUCUCUCUCACACCGGAGUCAGUAUAAUCUGAUCGUUCGUCGAGUGCAUAUACAAAUGAUGUUGAGCUCAACUAGUUCUACAACACCAGACGUGUUAUGCACAGAGCAGAAUAAACAAAUCUCUUUAAAAUUUAUCUGUUUACUAAAAACAAUCAAUAAUAAUGAAAUGAAGUAGAACGCGACCAAACGAUCGAACAAACGAAAAAUUACGUGCAAAAGAAGUGAAUUGUUGACAAAUUCAACUACUUAAUUUUUUUCACGUCCCUAAAAGUUUGUCGUUACAUUGUGAAAAGCAAAUAAAUAGUUCCAUUUAAACUGAAAUACAAUUGUUUUAUUUGUAUCCAUUGUGAAUUGCGUAUUUAUGCGCACUAAAAUCCAAUUGAAUAGGUAUAUAAAUAGUUGGUUUAUUCAUUCGUAUGAAUAAGUUUGUAUGUGAUCUUUUAACUAACAGUGACCAUUGACCAUCUAUAUCAAAAACUAUAAAGAAAACUGAAACUAAGAUAUAUAAGCUAUUCCAUUUGUACGGAAUAAACCGUGAUAAUAGACAGUUUAUUUAAGAAGUUGUUAAGACAGUUUACUGCUUUUUUUUAUUCAUAAUGGUUUGGACUAUAGAUUUCGAAAAGCAUCGUCAUGAUUUUCAAGAGACGAGACGAAAUUCGUGUUUCGUGAGAACGCUGAUUGUUUUGAAUGUAUUUUUUAUCAUCGCGAUAGCGCUUUCGAUAGCUGUGAUAUAUCGGUUUGCGGCCCUCAUUCAAGAGAACAAAACAUCAGAUGUAUGUCAAACAGCAGAAUGCGUUAGUGCGGCCGCAGAUGUAAUUAAAUUUAUAGAUGCUUCGAUCGACCCGUGCAACGAUUUCUAUGACUUUGCUUGCGGAAAAUUUCUCCGUGGAACCAUACUAACAGACGAUAAAGUAUCAGUGGAUACAUUUGGCAUAGUAGGCGAUAAAAUGCAGUAUCAACUUUUGCGAUUAAUCGAUUCACCUAUUGAACGUCGUGAUAUAGAAUCGUUUCGAUUAGUGAAAAAAUUGUUUUCAUUAUGUAUGAACCAGACUCGGAUUGAGGAGCUCGGAUUGACACCAAUGAUUGAAAUACAUAAAUCGCUGGGAGGAUGGCCCUGCGUUGAAGGCGAUCAAUGGAAUCAAAAUUUGACGUGGAAUUGGCGAGACAGCAGCAAGAAUUUGUUAAAUGCAGGAUUUGGACAUUCAUAUUUGUUCAGCAUUUCAAUCGAUACGGACAUGCGAAACUCAUCUCGAAAACGCAUUGUGUUGGACGAGCCAUCGUUAGGAUUGAGUCGAGAGUUCUUACUGCGUGGUAUGAAUGAUAGUGUCGUACAAGCAUAUUUCGAGUACAUGAUUGACUUGGCUGCUAUUUUUGGAGCUGAUAAAAAUCAAAGCAAGAAAGAAUUAUUGGACGUACUAACAUUUGAAAUGAAUCUUGCAAAUAUUUCGACGCCAAUGGAGGAAAGUCGCAAUUUAAGCGAGCUAUACAAUCCAAUGACAUUGAAUGAAACACAAUCUAAAUACCCGUACAUCAAUUGGGUUGAAUAUAUAAAUUCAUUGCUUCCACCGAAUAUUAGUGUUACCGAAAAUGAAACUGUUAUUUUUAAUUCAAUUUCAUUUUUUAAACAUUUUGGAGAUCUCAUUGGAACAACAUCGAAUCGUACCAUUGCAAAUUACCUAUUUUGGCGUCUCACCGAAUAUUCAGCCUACUACAUGAACAGCGAAAUAAGAAAACGGCAAUUGGUCUAUGACAUUGUGGCGAUUGGGAAAAAAGAGCUGUCAACUCGUUGGAAAGAGUGCAUAUCAAUAACAAACAAUGAGCUUUCAACUGCCGUCGGAGCUCUCUACGUUCGAAAAUACUUUCGGCGUGAAGCAAAGCAAACGGCAGCACUUAUGGUUGAACAAAUUCGAAAAGAAUUAAAAGAUGUCCUGAAGAAGAAUGAAUGGAUGGACGCAAAAACCAAACUGGCGGCAAUCAAUAAGGUUGACUCAAUCAUUACACACAUUGGUUACACGGAUGAAUUGUAUGAUGACCGCAAAUUGGAUGACCUUCAUAAAACGAUGGACAUUGAUUCAACCAACUAUUUGUUAUCUAUUUUGAAUAUAAACAAAUUUUAUACGAACUACGAAAUCAAUUCAUUGCGGAAACCUGUUAACAAAACCGAUUGGAUCUCACAUUCGGCACCAACGCUUGUAAAUGCCUUCUAUUCAUUUGAAGAAAAUAGUAUUGAAUUGCCGGCGGGAAUUUUGCAGGGGAUGUUCUUUUCUGCUGAUACACCAAUGUAUUUGAAUUUCGGUGGAAUUGGAUUUAUUAUUGGACAUGAACUAACACAUGGAUUUGACGAUGAGGGACGGCAAUACGAUCAAAAUGGGCAUUUAUCGAACUGGUGGAACAACGUGACAGAGAUUCAGUUUUUGGAACGUGCUCAAUGUAUGAUCGAUCAAUACAGCAACUUUACAGAACCCCUUACCAAUUUAACGUUGAAUGGCAUCAAUACACAAGGAGAGAAUAUCGCUGACAAUGGCGGUAUCAAAUUCUCAUACAAUGCCUACAAAAAAUGGAUAAAAGAGAACGGGGCCGAGCAACGAUUACCGGGACUACAGCAAUACACACCCGAACAGAUGUUCUGGAUUGGAGCUGCCCAGAAGUGGUGUUCUAUCGAUCGUACUGAAUAUAUGAGAUUGCGAAUUUUAAAUGGUGUUCAUGCCCCGGACAAGUAUCGUAUCAUCGGCUCAUUUAGUAAUUCAAAUGAAUUUUCGCAAGAUUUUCAUUGUGCGCCUGGAGCUCCAAUGAAUCCAAUUAAAAAGUGUACGGUUUGGUGAUUCAUUUAGAUACUUCUUCAAAGACCUACCAUCGAUAUAAUUCUGUAUUAGGAUAAAGAAUGACAAAAAGAUGAA